Cephus cinctus (wheat stem sawfly) is the source of this 1403-nucleotide messenger RNA. Its product is annotated as loricrin-like. NCBI's taxonomy places the organism in Eukaryota, Metazoa, Arthropoda, Insecta, Hymenoptera, Cephidae. Bases 99 to 1253 code for a protein of 384 amino acids. The transcript is spliced from 3 exons. The record is from RefSeq and is a predicted model, not a curated record.
GGCCAGUCUGUGUUCAAAUUCUAUUUUGAAGACUUACACGUAUAAACGAAGAUUUAAGCUCUACAUCGUCGAGCACGCCAUCUGUGACAAUUGCCAUCAUGUUACAACUUUUUGUGAUUGCCACGUGCAUCAUAGCUAUAUCUGCAGAGCCACCGGUUAGCAGCUACUCAAGCGGAAGUCAUGGUGGAAGCGGAGGUUACGACUAUCAAAGUGGCCUCAGCGGUGGAUCCUUCGUGGGAAGUAAAGGAUACGCAGAUUCUUCCGAUAUCGACUUUGGAGGUUACUCAGGAGGCGGUGGUCACGGACAGUCCUUCGGAGGUGGUGGAGGGUACGCUGAUCUUGGGAGUAGUCUAGGAAGUUACUCUUCCGGUGGACAUUCUGGAAGUGGUCAUGUUGCUGGAUUUGGUGGAUAUUCUAGUGGUGGACACGAUAGUCUUACCGGUGGAUUGUCUGGAUAUUCUGGUGGCGGCGGCCAUGAUUCUGGUUUGAGUAGCUAUGCCGGAUCAGGAAGUUACUCGGGAGGAGGACUAGGAGGUUACUCUGGAGGUGCAAGCUAUUCCUCUGGUCCCAGCGUGGGUAGUCAUUAUUCAGGCGGACAUGGCAGCAGUUUCGGUGGAAUCGGCUUAGGAAGUGGCGGCCAUGGAAGCGGCGGUGGAUAUUCUUCAGGACCUAGUGUCAGCUACGUGUCUCCUGGACACGGAGGUGGAUACUCUGGAGGCGGAGGCCAUGGUAGCGGAGGAUAUACUUCAAGUUAUUCAUCACCCGCCAUAAGUAGUUAUACCUCUGGCGGACAUGGUGGCGCUUCCGGUGGUUAUAGUUUGGGCGGGGGUCACGGAGGCGGUGGCUACUCUUCCGGUGGUCACGGAGGCGGAUAUUCAUCUGGUAUUGGAGGUGGCAGUGGAAAAAUUAUUAUAAUCAAGGGAGGAAGCGGCGGUGGACAUGGAGGUGGUGGCUACUCCGGUUCCUCAAGCUAUUCCAGCGGUCCCAGUUAUUCCAGUGGUCCCAGUUAUUCUAGUGGUCCCAGCUACUCGAGUGGUUCCAGUUAUCAUAGCAAACCAUCUUACUCCAGUGGAAUAUUUGGAGGAGGUGGCAGCUACAAAGGUAAACACGGAAGUCUUGGUGGAGGCCAUGCUAUUAGCACCAGCUACUCUUCCGGUCCGAGUUUUGGUGGUGGAUACUCAUCAGGAGGACACGGUAGUGGAGGCGGAUAUUCCAGUGGUGGGCAUGGAAGCUCCUUUGCCGGAUAUCCGUAAUUCCUUCUGCUUUUAAGGCUGGUGAAAAGUGUUUCAUUUCAAUGCUAUAGUGUGACUGUUUAUAGACUUUUAAAUAUUUAUUUCACUGCUGCUUAAUUAUAGGUGAUUAGUUUGUACAUGAUUUUUAAUAAAAUGUAGAUCUCUGCGAUA